Triplophysa dalaica is the source of this 1332-nucleotide messenger RNA. It is a transcript of the gene thtpa, whose product is annotated as thiamine triphosphatase. Gene Ontology annotation, molecular function: magnesium ion binding; thiamine triphosphate phosphatase activity. Gene Ontology annotation, biological process: dephosphorylation; thiamine diphosphate metabolic process; thiamine metabolic process. The coding region runs from base 458 to 1168 and encodes 236 amino acids. The record is from RefSeq and is a predicted model, not a curated record. NCBI's taxonomy places the organism in Eukaryota, Metazoa, Chordata, Actinopteri, Cypriniformes, Nemacheilidae. The transcript is spliced from 3 exons.
GACCCUCAAUGUGUGCGCACCUUCUGUUCUUCUUUUAUUGAUCAUUACGUGUAGUUUUUUAUAGUCUUUUUGGAUAUGUCUCUAUUUCUGUCCUGACUGGAUUUUAGUCGCAGCCGUGAUGUUAAAGUAAAUUCCACUUAAUUAACAACGUAUUAUAAACCUGUUUGUCAGGUUCAGACGAUAUUUGAUACAGGCGGUGUAACAAAACCUUAAUGAGGUUCCUGUCUAAACAGCACGUUUGUUUACCAAGGAGGCGUUUGAAAGCGCAAAAAAUGCUGUCUAGCUAGGUGUUUCGAUUUAUUUAGUCACAGCCAGGCGUAUUCCGGUGAUGUAUUGAUGUAGAACUUCCAGUUGGCUGUUUAUCCAUUAACCAAGUUGUCCAAUAGAGUGUGAAGUAGUUUGUUAACUUAAGAGGAGGACGUUAAGCUGUAUUGUUUUUGUUAUUAAAUCGGGCAUAAUGACUGUAGAGGUGGAGAGAAAAUUUGUAUGCGAUGCAGAAGUUAUGGGGAGACUAAAGGACAUUGGAGCUCAAUGUAUUGGUCAACGACAGUUUCAAGACCAGUAUUUUGACACUCUUGAUUUUGUCUUGACGCUAAAAGAUUUCUGGCUGAGAUGUCGAGAGGGAUUGUGGGAGCUGAAAUGCCCUGCGGUUUUAGGGAGUAAACCAGUGAAUGAAACCGAGACCUUGUGCACAAGAUACAAGGAGAUAACCAGUUUCCCUCUGGUUCAGUCAGAGGUCAGGAGGAUAAUAAAAGAGCACACUGCAGAAGGGAGUGAAUCAAAUUCCUCACAAAGGGAACAAACUGACAAAGUUAGAGAGAACGAGGACACAGACUGCUGCCCGACUGAUGACAAAAAGUGGCUGACUGACCUGAAUAUGGUCUGUUUCGCUGAGUUCAAGACAGAGCGUUGUUCCUACAUACUGGAGAGAGAAGAAGGUACAGUGCGGGUGGAUCUGGAUAAGGCUGAUUUUGACUAUUGUGUGGGGGAGAUUGAGGUACUGGUGCCUGAAGUAGGUGACAUUAAUGCAGCUGUGCAAAGAAUUACAAAGAUUGCUGGAGAAUUAGGUUUAAGCUGUGAGAAGAAAGUACAGGGCAAAAUGGAUGUCUUCCUACAAAGAUAUCGACCUGACCACUAUACAAAACUUCUUAGUGCUCAUAUUUUAUAGGAAAAUCAUAAAAAGUAUAUAAUUGAAAUUCCUACUUAAAAUAUAAGGAAAAUGUCUGACAAUAUAUACCAUGUAUUGUUGUAAUUCUUUUUAGACUAUGUACAGAUACAUGUACAGAAACCGAGGAUUAAAAUGUUAUCCAUUAAAACCUAUUAAAAAUGCCA